Messenger RNA from Closterium sp. Naga37s-1, 3969 nucleotides. The record is from the annotation of a GenBank genome assembly. NCBI's taxonomy places the organism in Eukaryota, Viridiplantae, Streptophyta, Zygnematophyceae, Desmidiales, Closteriaceae.
AUGAAAAAGGAGGACGAGCAACAUGAGGACGCGCAACAUGAGGACGAGCAACAUGAGGACGCGCAACAUGAGGACGCGCAACAUGAGGACGCGCAACAUGAGGACGCGCAACAUGAGGACGAGCAACAUGAGGACGCGCAACAUGAGGACGAGCAACAUGAGGACGCGCAACAUGAGGACGCGCAACAUGAGGACGAGCAACAUGAGGACGAGCAACAUGAGGACGCGCAACAUGAGGACGCGCAACAUGAGGACGAGCAACAUGAGGACGCGCAACAUGAGGACGAGCAACAUGAGGACGCGCAACAUGAGGACGCGCAACAUGAGGACGAGCAACAUGAGGACGAGCAACAUGAGGACGCGCAACAUGAGGACGCGCAACAUGAGGACGCGCAACAUGAGGACGCGCAACAUGAGGACGCGCAACAUGAGGACGAGCAACAUGAGGACGCGCAACAUGAGGACGCGCAACAUGAGGACGCGCAACAUGAGGACGAGCAACAUGAGGACGCGCAACAUGAGGACGCGCAACAUGAGGACGAGCAACAUGAGGACGCGCAACAUGAGGACGAGCAACAUGAGGACGAGCAACAUGAGGACGAGCAACAUGAGGACGAGCAACAUGAGGACGCGCAACAUGAGGACGCGCAACAUGAGGACGAGCAACAUGAGGACGCGCAACAUGAGGACGCGCAACAUGAGGACGCGCAACAUGAGGACGAGCAACAUGAGGACGCGCAACAUGAGGACGAGCAACAUGAGGACGCGCAACAUGAGGACGCGCAACAUGAGGACGCGCAACAUGAGGACGCGCAACAUGAGGACGCGCAACAUGAGGACGAGCAACAUGAGGACGAGCAACAUGAGGACGAGCAACAUGAGGACGCGCAACAUGAGGACGCGCAACAUGAGGACGCGCAACAUGAGGACGAGCAACAUGAGGACGAGCAACAUGAGGACGCGCAACAUGAGGACGCGCAACAUGAGGACGAGCAACAUGAGGACGCGCAACAUGAGGACGCGCAACAUGAGGACGAGCAACAUGAGGACGAGCAACAUGAGGACGCGCAACAUGAGGACGAGCAACAUGAGGACGCGCAACAUGAGGACGCGCAACAUGAGGACGCGCAACAUGAGGACGCGCAACAUGAGGACGCGCAACAUGAGGACGAGCAACAUGAGGACGAGCAACAUGAGGACGAGCAACAUGAGGACGAGCAACAUGAGGACGCGCAACAUGAGGACGAGCAACAUGAGGACGCGCAACAUGAGGACGAGCAACAUGUGGACGCGCAACAUGAGGACGCGCAACAUGAGGACGCGCAACAUGAGGACGAGCAACAUGAGGACGCGCAACAUGAGGACGAGCAACAUGAGGACGCGCAACAUGAGGACGAGCAACAUGAGGACGCGCAACAUGAGGACGCGCAACAUGAGGACGCGCAACAUGAGGACGCGCAACAUGAGGACGAGCAACAUGAGGACGCGCAACAUGAGGACGAGCAACAUGAGGACGCGCAACAUGAGGACGCGCAACAUGAGGACGCGCAACAUGAGGACGAGCAACAUGAGGACGCGCAACAUGAGGACGAGCAACAUGAGGACGCGCAACAUGAGGACGAGCAACAUGAGGACGCGCAGGACGCGCAACAUGAGGACGCGCAACAUGAGGACGCGCAACAUGAGGACGAGCAACAUGAGGACGCGCAACAUGAGGACGAGCAACAUGAGGACGCGCAACAUGAGGACGCGCAACAUGAGGACGCGCAACAUGAGGACGAGCAACAUGAGGACGCGCAACAUGAGGACGAGCAACAUGAGGACGAGCAACAUGAGGACGCGCAACAUGAGGACGCGCAACAUGAGGACGAGCAACAUGAGGACGAGCAACAUGAGGACGCGCAACAUGAGGACGCGCAACAUGAGGACGAGCAACAUGAGGACGAGCAACAUGAGGACGCGCAACAUGAGGACGCGCAACAUGAGGACGAGCAACAUGAGGACGCGCAACAUGAGGACGCGCAACAUGAGGACGCGCAACAUGAGGACGCGCAACAUGAGGACGCGCAACAUGAGGACGCGCAACAUGAGGACGAGCAACAUGAGGACGCGCAACAUGAGGACGAGCAACAUGAGGACGCGCAACAUGAGGACGCGCAACAUGAGGACGCGCAACAUGAGGACGCGCAACAUGAGGACGCGCAACAUGAGGACGAGCAACAUGAGGACGCGCAACAUGAGGACGCGCAACAUGAGGACGCGCAACAUGAGGACGCGCAACAUGAGGACGCGCAACAUGAGGACGCGCAACAUGAGGACGCGCAACAUGAGGACGAGCAACAUGAGGACGCGCAACAUGAGGACGCGCAACAUGAGGACGCGCAACAUGAGGACGCGCAACAUGAGGACGCGCAACAUGAGGACGAGCAACAUGAGGACGCGCAACAUGAGGACGAGCAACAUGAGGACGCGCAACAUGAGGACGAGCAACAUGAGGACGCGCAACAUGAGGACGAGCAACAUGAGGACGCGCAACAUGAGGACGAGCAACAUGAGGACGCGCAACAUGAGGACGAGCAACAUGAGGACGCGCAACAUGAGGACGAGCAACAUGAGGACGCGCAACAUGAGGACGCGCAACAUGAGGACGAGCAACAUGAGGACGCGCAACAUGAGGACGAGCAACAUGAGGACGCGCAACAUGAGGACGCGCAACAUGAGGACGCGCAACAUGAGGACGAGCAACAUGAGGACGCGCAACAUGAGGACGCGCAACAUGAGGACGCGCAACAUGAGGACGCGCAACAUGAGGACGCGCAACAUGAGGACGCGCAACAUGAGGACGCGCAACAUGAGGACGAGCAACAUGAGGACGAGCAACAUGAGGACGAGCAACAUGAGGACGCGCAACAUGAGGACGCGCAACAUGAGGACGCGCAACAUGAGGACGAGCAACAUGAGGACGAGCAACAUGAGGACGCGCAACAUGAGGACGCGCAACAUGAGGACGAGCAACAUGAGGACGCGCAACAUGAGGACGCGCAACAUGAGGACGAGCAACAUGAGGACGAGCAACAUGAGGACGCGCAACAUGAGGACGAGCAACAUGAGGACGCGCAACAUGAGGACGCGCAACAUGAGGACGCGCAACAUGAGGACGCGCAACAUGAGGACGAGCAACAUGAGGACGAGCAACAUGAGGACGAGCAACAUGAGGACGAGCAACAUGAGGACGCGCAACAUGAGGACGAGCAACAUGAGGACGCGCAACAUGAGGACGAGCAACAUGUGGACGCGCAACAUGAGGACGCGCAACAUGAGGACGCGCAACAUGAGGACGAGCAACAUGAGGACGCGCAACAUGAGGACGAGCAACAUGAGGACGCGCAACAUGAGGACGAGCAACAUGAGGACGCGCAACAUGAGGACGCGCAACAUGAGGACGCGCAACAUGAGGACGCGCAACAUGAGGACGAGCAACAUGAGGACGCGCAACAUGAGGACGAGCAACAUGAGGACGCGCAACAUGAGGACGCGCAACAUGAGGACGCGCAACAUGAGGACGAGCAACAUGAGGACGCGCAACAUGAGGACGAGCAACAUGAGGACGAGCAACAUGAGGACGCGCAACAUGAGGACGCGCAACAUGAGGACGAGCAACAUGAGGACGAGCAACAUGAGGACGCGCAACAUGAGGACGCGCAACAUGAGGACGAGCAACAUGAGGACGAGCAACAUGAGGACGCGCAACAUGAGGACGCGCAACAUGAGGACGCGCAACAUGAGGACGAGCAACAUGAGGACGCGCAACAUGAGGACGAGCAACAUGAGGACGAGCAACAUGAGGACGCGCAACAUGAGGACGCGCAACAUGAGGACGAGCAACAUGAGGACGCGCAACAUGAGGAGAAGGAUGAAGGGAGACGCUUGCUGCAGCCACUGGUGAUCCCUGAGUCGCUGCAGCCUUGA